Molecule: messenger RNA, 10700 nt
Organism: Syngnathoides biaculeatus (alligator pipefish)
Lineage: Eukaryota; Metazoa; Chordata; Actinopteri; Syngnathiformes; Syngnathidae
Gene: ranbp2
Product: RAN binding protein 2
Exons: 31
Coding region: 182-9214 (3010 amino acids)
Biological process (GO): protein peptidyl-prolyl isomerization; intracellular transport
Cellular component (GO): cytoplasm; nuclear pore
Molecular function (GO): protein binding; GTPase activator activity; peptidyl-prolyl cis-trans isomerase activity
Source: RefSeq, a predicted model, not a curated record
CGAGUUCGGCCUUGAACCACGUGACGCCUGUCCCAUUUGACGUUGGCGAGCCUGAGCGAUGAUAUCACGAGCGGGUUACGUGACGGCGUGACCACUCUACUCAUGUCCGCCUUUAUAAUUCGUGACGAGUCACAUUCUAUGCACAAUUACCUACCGCGUUAAUCUCCUUUGUUCAAGAGCCAUGCGGAGAAGUAAAACUGAAGUGGACCGGUACGUCGCCUGCGCACAGACGUCCUCUCCCUCACUCAAGGAGCGCCCUGUCAAAGGAUUUUUAUUUGCUAAACUUUAUUUUGAAGCAAAAGAGUAUGAGCUGGCUAAAAGACAUGUAUCAGAGUAUCUUAAAGUCCAGGAGAGAGAUCCCAAAGCGCACAAAUUCCUUGGACAGCUCUAUGAGAGAGAGGGAGAUGUCAACAGGGCGGUAGGAUGUUACAAGCGCUCUGUGGACUUAAAUCCGGCCCAGAAAGACCUGGUGCUGAAGGUGGCUGAGUUACUAGUCAGUAAAGAGGAAAGUGACAGCAGAGCUGAGUUUUGGGUGGACAAGGCUGCCAAGGUGUUGCCAGGGAACCCGACAGUGUUCAACCUGAAGGAACGUCUGUUGAGUCGUCAAGGUCAGCAGGGCUGGAAUCGACUGUUCGACCUCCUUCAGGCUGAGCUGGCAGCACGACCAGGAGACGCGCACGUCAAUGUGAAGCUUGUCCAGCUUUUUUGUCAGGACGGUCGACUGGAGGAGGCAGUUAAGCACUGUUUGGCCAAUGAGAGAAGGGGCUUGAUGCGCCACAGUCUGGACUGGUACACUGUGGUGAUACAGACACUUCAGGACUACCUGGCACAGCCCAGCAUGUCUAGUAAUGACAAGAUGUGUCGACGUCUUCAAAGAGAGUUGCUUUUGGCCCACUGCAACCUUGUAAGAAUCACACUAUCUGCAGGCACUGUGCAGUCCUGCCUUGACGCUAUCACGUGUUUUGACCGUAUAAUGCAGAAGCUGAGCAGUGUUGCAAGCCAAGACACUGAUGAGCUUUGUGAAGUGUUUGUGGAGAUGCGAGCUCACCUGUACCUGCACAGUGGCACAUUCCUCUUGAAGCUGGCUCAAGAGCGCCACCAUACAUGGAGGGCUGUCAUUGACCUGACGACGCUCUGUUAUUUGUUGGCCCUCCAGGUUCCCAGACCCAAGCCAAAGGGGACCAAGAGAGAUCAGUCAGCCCCGCAACUUCUCGAGCUGCUGGCUAACGACAGACAGAGUCAAGCCGGCCACAUGCUGCUUAAUCUCAGCACUGAUUCAGGCAGCUUGAUCAGAGAGGUGGUGGAGGUAUUUGGCAAUCGCAGCGGUCAGGACUCUUUAGUUGAACUACUGUUUGGAACCCAGGCCUCGACUGGGUCCUCUUUCAUUGCUAAUGAUGACAUCCAUUUUAUUAGUGCACAAGCUCCAGACAUUUCUCAGCUGGCCAAGUGUGAUGCAGGGUCUAUCCUGUUGUAUUGCGGUGAUUUGCAACAUCUGAGCUGGUUAGGCUUGCAGUGGGCCAUGUUAGGUCAAAGGCCAUCUUUGCGGGCCUGGCUACACCAACUUUUCCCGAGACUUACGCUUGAAACUUCCAAACUAGACACAAAUGCGCCAGAGUCCAUCUGCCUUCUGGAUUUGGAGGUAUUUGUACAUGGCGUGGUUUUCUGCAGCCAUAGUCAGCUACAGGAGACAGCAAAGAUAAACAGUGGAAUAAACCAGCAGCAACAUCAGCUGUAUGAGCCUCGCUGCCUCCCUCUUCCUCUCCUUCGCCUCUUGACCACAGAGAGACAGAGGGAGUGGUGGGAUGCCAUCUAUAGCCUCAUUCACAAACGAGCUGCUCCUGGCAUGUCAGCCAAAUUGCGAAUGAUAGUACAACAUGGACUGAACACAUUGCGAGCCAGAGAGAAACAUGGGUUGCAUCCAGCAUUGGCCAUCUAUUGGGCUCAGUGUCUCAGUCAGACUGGCGAUGGCAUUAACUCAUACUAUGACCAGAAGGAGUACAUUAGUCGAAGUGUCCACUACUGGAAAGUUGUCCUCCCACUGUUGGACAAGAUCAAAAGCAGAAGAAGCAUACCAGAACCUCUCGACCCCCUCUACAUACACUUUCCAUCCAAAGAUAUUCAGGUCUCUUCUGUUAAGGGUUUUGAAGAAGAAGCCAAAAUAUCAUAUGCAAGUCUACUUGACAUAGAAGGCAAGACGGAGGAGGCCAUUACAACUUUGGAAUCAAUCAAUAACUUGUCAUCUGUCUGGCAUUUGGCUCAGAUCUACCAGCGGCUGUCUGAGGAGGCCAGCAAUGGAGUUGAGGAGACACAGGACAGAUGCAUCACUUUUCUGAAAAAAUUCAGGGUUUACCUCUCAAAGAUAUACAAUGCCAAUGCGGAUGAAGUUGAAAAACUUCCAGUGUCCAUGGAGGAUGUUGUGGACCGUCUAAAUGAUGUGAACCAGCAACUUGGCGAGAGUGGAGAGGACGAAGAAGAGGAGAAGAAUGAUAGUCGUAGAGGACCAGCCCAUUCAAGCCCUGCUUAUACUGCAGAUUCAAGUGCCACCAUAUCUCACAUUAAAUUUUCCUCUCCCUCCCCAAACAAAAAUAUCUCUCCUUCCAAAAGGCACCUGAUUUCUCAAAAGACACCACCACACUGGGUGGAGGACCAGAAAAGUCUUCUCCAAAUGCUGUGUCAGCAAGUUGAAGCCCUUAAGAAUGAGGUCCAUUACCUGAGAAACAACUCUUCAGCAAAUGUGAGCUCUCCCCAUCACAAAAUGUAUGCUGAGAGCUAUGGUGCUGAAGGGCUCCAGGAGUCUUUCACACCUGCGCAGUCCUACCAUGGCGCCCCCUUGACAGUUUCCACUACAGGUCCCUCUGGGUAUUACAAUCAGUCUCCAGCAUACAAUUCUCAAUAUCUCCUGCGCACAGCUGCCAAUGUAACCCCCGCAAAGUCCCCAAUUUAUGGUAUGAACCGUCUGCCACCUCAGCAACAUAUGUAUGCCUAUCAGCCCCCGACCCAUACUCCUCCAAUUCAAACCGGUCCUCCCUGCUUAUACCCUCCUCAAGAACAGGGCUUCACUGCCCCUCUUCGCUUUGAAUCACCAGCAACAAGCCUUCUCUCCCCAUAUAGUGAAGAAUAUUAUAGGCAGAGUGUCACUCACCAAAAUACCAAUCCUCCUCUACCCGAACCUGGUUAUUUCACCAAACCAUCUGUAAUCCCUGCUCAUCCACCAAAGAGCAUUGAGGAGAAACCAGUGGAUCUUGGGAAGUUCUCCUUUAGCCAGCAGACACCUGCUGAAGUCACAAAAGUUCCUAAUUUUGGAACAAGCACAGUUUCGCAGUCAACACCAUCAACUGCCUUCAAAUUCAACUCCAAUUUUAAAUCCAAUGAUGGAGACUUCACUUUCUCAGCAUCCCAAGCAAAACACAGUGAAAGUUUGCUUGGCCUUCUUACAUCUGACAUACCAGCUACUAAAACUGAUACUUUGCCGGAGAAGCUUCCAGCUCAAGAGCAGACUUCAGGCCAAGCAAGUAUUUUCACUUUUGGCAAUAAAAACUCAUCCGGCUUCUCAUUUCCUAAUACAGCGCAAAGCACAGGUCCGAUGGGUCUGUUUGGAAAAGUAGAUCAGCCAUUUAAAUUUGGAGAUGUUGCCAAGCCAGUAUUUGGUAUCACAAAGUCUGUAACUAAAGAAGAAAAUGCAGCCGAUAGUGACGAUAGCACUCAUGCUGAAGAUGAUGAUGAUGAUGAUGAUGGCCCUCACUUUGAACCCAUUGUACCUCUUCCUGAUAAGGUUGAUGUGAAAACGGGUGAGGAAGAGGAGGAAGAGUUGUUUUGCAAUAGAGCAAAGCUUUAUCGAUUUGACACAGAGACAAAAGAGUGGAAGGAACGUGGGAUUGGCAAUGUUAAAAUCUUGAAACAUAUCACUACAGCGAAGAUUCGACUCUUAAUGAGACGGGAGCAGGUCCUCAAGAUAUGUGCUAAUCAUUACAUUACCACUGAUAUGAAACUGAAACCAAAUGCUGGUUCUGAUAAAUCAUGGGUAUGGAAUGCCAUUGAUUAUGCAGAUGAAAAGCCUAAGCCUGAGCAACUCGCCAUACGCUUCAAAACAAUGGAUGAGGCUUUGCUGUUUAAAAGUAAAUUUGAAGAAGCCCAAAGCAUUGUGGUGAAAUCAAAAGAGAAGGAGCAGGAGAAGAAAGAAGUUGUAAAAACUUGUAAUCCACUGGAAAGUCUGACAGCAAAGUUCGCACUUAAAGAAGGUGAAUGGUAUUGUACUGUCUGCUGUGUGAGAAAUAAGCCCAAAGAUAUUCAGUGUGUUUCAUGUCAAAGUGCCAAUCCCAAUUCCUGUACAACUCAAGACAUGGAUUCUAAUGAAACAAAAGUCACUCCUUUCACUUUCAAAUUUGGGACAUGUGAAUCAAAAACCAGCAUUUCUGGCUCCACAUUUCCUGGAUUCAGUGCUUUCGGAACGUCAUCCCCUUCAUCCUUCACAUUUGGCAUAAAUUCUAGUAAACCUGCGGACACAAUAGUCAACCAAAGUACGUCACCAAACAAGAACUCUGAAUCCAUUGUGAGUUCUGGGUUUGGCAGCCAAUUUACAAAGAAACUAGAUCAGUGGGAGUGUGCUGUAUGCUAUGUAAAAAAUGAAGCUAAUUUAGAGAAUUGUGCUGCCUGUACAAAUCCAAACCACAGUACUAAAUCAAAAGAAGAUGCUCCUGUUGUUGCGAAUCUAUCUACAGUAGCAGUUUCGGGUUUUGGAGCUGAUUUAGCAAAGAAGGAUGGGCAGAAGAGUACAUCAUUACAAGCUAAAUUUCCCAAGGCCGAUAUGUGGGAGUGUGACACCUGUAUGUUGAGAAAUGACUCCACGAGCAGUAAAUGUGUUGCCUGUCAGACACCAAAUCCUAAUGUGAAAAGCACAAAUACUACGACUAUAUCACCUUCCACCUUUAGCUUUAGCUUUGGAGUAAAGACAACAUCAGGCGUGCCGACCGGAACUGGCUUCACUGCACCUUUUGGAGGUGGCAGUUCAUUUCAGUUUGGGCAAAACAAAGUUGAAACUUCUCCUGCUUCUUUCAAGUUUGAAGCUUCCCAGUCUGCUCCAAGUACAAGUUCUUCUGGAUUUUCUUUCUCCAUGCCCAUGCCUGCAGGUGGCUUUACAUUUGGCAUUCCGAGCACUACAAAAGAUGAAACUGAAAACUUAACCUCAGCUGAACAAAUUGUUUCAGGUUCAGCCUCGAGCUUUCUUAAAAACAUUGCUGAUAAACAGAAGGUGAAAGAAAAUGAUUUUAAUAACCCAGACGUCAGUCAAGAGCUUGAGACAAAUCCAUUAAUAUCUGGUAAAACUAAUGCUUUUAGCUUUGCAGAUCUGGCAAAGUCUUCUGGAGGAGACUUUCAGUUUGGCCAGAAGGACCCAAGUUUCAAAGGUUUCUCUGGCGCUGGUGAACAAGUGUUCUCAUCAACGCCCACCAAGAUGAAUGCCACAAACGAGCAGGGGGAAGAUGACAUGUAUAAAACUGAAGAAAAUGAUGAUAUCCAGUUUGAACCAGUGGUUCAAAUGCCUGAGAAAGUUGAGCUUGUCACGGGGGAGGAGGAUGAACAGGUUCUUUAUUCCCAGCGUGUCAAACUGUUCCGGUUUGACGCAAACACCAGUCAGUGGAAAGAGCGUGGAGUGGGGAUCUUAAAAUUCUUGAAGAACAACUCUAACGGAAGACUGAGGGUUCUAAUGAGAAGAGAGCAAGUUCUGAAAGUGUGUGCUAACCACUGGAUCACUACAACAAUGAAUCUCAAGCCUCUAUCGGGCUCAGAUAAGGCAUGGAUCUGGAUGGCAAAUGAUUUCUCUGAUGGCAAUGCCAAACCUGAGCAGUUGGCUGCCAAGUUUAAAAGUACAGAGCUCGCUCAAGAAUUCAAGACAAAGUUUGAAGAAUGUCAGCGUCUCCUCUUGGACAUCCCCCUGCAAACUCCACACAAAUUGGUUGACACAGGCAGAACUGCACAUCUGAUUCAGAAAGCUGAGGAAAUGAAGUCUGGUUUGAAAGACCUGAAAUCCUUUUUAACAGAUGAUAAAACAAAGAUGCAAGAUGAUGACAGCCAGUUACAGUCCACUAAUGUGAAGUCCAUGUCAAGUGUUUUAAUCAAGCCUCACAAUGAAACCACUGGCCCUACUUUGGAGUGGGAUAACUAUGACCUAAGAGAAGAGGCUUUGGAUGACACUGCCGAUUCGUCAGUCUAUGCCUCUCCACUCUCCAGCAGCCCUCUAAGAAAGAAUCUUUUCCGCUUUGGGGAGUCCAUGGGUGGCUUCAGCUUCAGCUUCCAACCUGGCAUAAGCACCUCCAAGUCUCCUGCCAAGCUUAACCAGAGCAGAUCCUCAGUGGGCACAGAUGAUGAGCAAGAUGUUACACAGGAAGAGGAGCGAGACGGUCUGUACUUUGAACCUGUAGUUCCCCUGCCUGACCUGGUUGAGAUUUCUACAGGUGAAGAAAAUGAACAAGUUGUCUUCAGUCACAGAGCCAAACUCUAUCGAUAUGAUAAAGAAGCGAGUCAGUGGAAGGACAGAGGUAUCGGAGAUCUCAAAAUCUUACAAAAUUAUAAUACAAAACGUGUAAGGUUGAUUAUGAGAAGGGACCAGGUACUUAAGAUCUGUGCAAACCAAUGGAUUACAGCAGCCAUGAAGCUAGAACCUAUGAAGGGUGCGGAGAAGGCCUGGGUAUGGAGUGCACUGGACUUUGCAGAAGAAGGAGAUGGCAAAGUGGAGCAGCUGGCUGUGAGGUUUAAAAUGCAGGAAACGGCAAACAUAUUUAAGCACGUUUUUGAUGAGGCCAAGAUUGCUCAGGAGAAAGUGGAAUUUAUGACUCCCGUGAAAUCUAUAAUUUCUCAGGACAGUGGAGAUUCAUCAAAAACUCCUAAAAGUGUUUGUGGGAAGGCAGCUAUUGCUGUUUUGGAAGAGACCACCAAGGAACGCACUGAACUCUUCAUUGAUAAUUUCUCCGGGUCCCAAAGUCCAGUCAAUCCCACCAAGUCUGUGAUGUCGCCCCCUAAGUUUGUGUUCGGAUCUGAUAGUCUUCAGAAGAUCUUUGGGAGUCCAAAAUCAAACUCUGAUAGUGGUGAUUGUGAAGCCAGUUUGAAAGCUAAAGAUCCUCCACAUCCUACUAAGGGCUCAUCUGCGCCACCUGCAUUCAAAAUUCCACAGAAAGCAGAUAUCACACCCCCGAGAGCCAUAUACCCCACUGUAAUCGGAUUCAGCAGUGCAGGGUCAGAUGAGGACUCAGAGGUGGAGAUCGUGUAUGUCAGGGAACCCACCACUGAACAAGCUGCUUUAGCCAGGAAAUUACUCCUGCCACUCACCUUUUUCUGCUACCAGAAUGAACCAGGAUACACGAGCGACAAUCAACCUGAUGAUGAGGACUAUGAGUCUGCAGUGAAAGCCUUGACUGGAAAGCUUUACCCUGAUCAUCCUGAAAGAAAAGACAUUAAGUCUGCUAACGAACCUGACUGCCAGGUUGUUUGGGAGAAAAAGCCAACGCCCGAGGAGGAGGAGAAGGCCAAGAGCCUUCAGCUUCCACCCACCUUCUUUUGUGGCCUGAGCACCAGUGACAGCGACCAGGAUUGUGACAAAGCGGAGGACUUUGAGACAGAAGUCCAUAAGGCUCAACAGGAACUGGUUGUUUGGGAGGAAAAAACAACACCUGAAGAGGAAAAGGCCAAGAGCCUUCAGCUUCCACCCAACUUCUUUUGUGGCCUCAGCACCACUGACAGCGACCAGGAUUGUGACAAGGCAGAGGACUUUAAUGCAGAAGUCCACAAGGCCCAACAGGAACUGGAUGCCCAAUUAAACACAGCUGAAGAAGUACCCAGUACCCCUUCUGAAAAGAAGACAUCUGAUCUGAACCCGAGCUGCAAGUCCAGCACAGAGGAAGACCCGUCAAGGCAGCCAGCAAAUGUGCAGACACAAACUCCAAGUAACAACGUUUCUCCAAUCGACCUGUCAAAUAAGGCCGAGCAAGAGACCCCCACUGCCUUCUCUGCUGUCCCCUUUGGUGCCCCUCCUGCUAUCACAAGUACAGGUACACCCAGCUUUGGCUUCACCACAGCCGAGGGCUUCUCUUUUGCUGACCUGGCCAAAAAUACAGAAACCUUUGCAUUUGGAAGAAAAGAUUCCAACUUCUCUUGGGCAAAUGCAGGCGCAGCUGUAUUUGCUCCCUCAGGGCCUACAUCAGCCAACAACGAUGAAUGCGCAAGUGAAGAAGAGGACUCGCCGAAAAAUGUUGACAUACACUUUGAGCCUAUCGUGUCACUUCCAGAGGUGCAAACCAAGUCUGGAGAGGAGGAUGAAGAAAUCCUCUUCAAGGAGCGCACCAGGUUGUACCGAUGGGACAGGGAGCUCAGCCAGUGGAAGGAGCGUGGCAUCGGCGACAUCAAGAUCCUCUACCACCCGGCCAAGCGUUUCUACCGGAUCCUCAUGCGGAGGGAGCAAGUGUUCCGGGUUUGCGCCAAUCACAUCAUCACGCAGGCGAUGGAGCUGAAGCCCAUGAACACUUCAGCCAAUGCUCUCAUUUGGACCGCCACAGACUACUCGGACAGCGCUGAGGGUGCCGUGGAGCAGCUCGCAGCCAAGUUCAAAACCCCUGAGAUCGCCGCUUCCUUCAAGAAGACCUUCUCCCAAUGCCGAAGCCACAUCAGCCAAAACGACGACGCCUUGUGCAGCCCCACACCGGUGAUAUCAAGAAUUCAGGAGCAUUCCAGAGACUCCAACCCGAAAGUGUUCCUCGCCGUGGAGGCGGACGGCGAACUGCUCGGCACCAUCACAGUCGAGCUCUUCUCUCACCUCGUUCCCAAGACUGCAGAAAACUUUCGGGCCCUCUGUACAGGAGAGAGAGGCUUCGGGCUGAGGGGCUCCAUCUUCCACAGGGUCAUACCGGACUUCAUGUGUCAGGGCGGCGACAUUACCAACAGUGACGGGACAGGCGGAAAGUCCAUCUACGGCGCCAAGUUCGAGGACGAGAACUUCGACAUCCGUCACACGGGCCCGGGCAUCCUGUCCAUGGCCAACCGCGGCCGUGAUACCAACAACUCCCAGUUCUUCAUCACAAUGAAAAAGGCAGAACACCUGGACUUUAAGCAUGUGGCUUUUGGCUGGGUUCGACAGGGCAUAGAAGUAGUUCAAAAGAUGGGGGAGCUCGGCACAAAGGGAGGUAUUCCCUCCAAGAAGCUUCUCAUUGCUGACUGUGGACAGAUUUAGAUUUCUUGAACAUUUUAAGAUCACGCAGUCCAAUGAUAUCAAAGAUUUACACACUGACCACAGCACUACUGGUCAAGAGCCACAGAUAUUUUGUAGGUGACAUUAAGAUCUCAUAAUUGAAAUUGUCUAUAUAAUUGUACAUUGACUUUUUUAAGUUGUUUUUUUGUCUUGCAUGUGAUUAAUUUGAGUGUUGGUACUCAUUACACACAUACACUGCCCAUUCGAUCAAUCUGUAGUUGGAACUUAAAUUGAAUAUUUGAAAGCGCCAUUGCUUUCUAACUUUCCCUGCCAUCUCCCUGUUCCAUGAAGACUUCCUCAUAUUGUCUGUAUCCUACCCGGUAUUCACCGUUCCCUUCAAAAAAACCCUGGAGGAUGGGUUCAUGCAAAGGAUCUCAGUUCAAAAUUCCUUAUGCCACAGAAUAAAGUUGCUUUAUGACUAAUAAAUGUACAUCUUUUGGCAUCACCGUUUUCCUUAUGUGACCAAAAAAAACAGCCUAGAUGUAUUUUUUAGGUUGUUGCCAGGACAGAAAAUGGAUGGGUGAAUGUUUUUCACAUCAACUGCAAAGCUGACAGUUUUGAUGGCAUAAAAGUCAACCCUAUCCGAUAGCUGUUAUGUACAGUGAAGAAAAUGAGUAUUUUAACACCCUGCUAUAGUGCAAGUUCUGCCACUUAGAAAUCAUGGGUCUGAAAUUUUUGUUGUAGGUGCAUGUCCACUGUGAGAGAGAUGAUCUAAAGAGAAAAUCCAGAAAUCACAAAGUAUGAUUUUUUUUUUUUUUUCAAUGAUUUGUGUGAUACUGCUGCAAAUAAGUAUUUGAACACCUAUCAGCUAUAAUUCUGACCCUCAAACACCUGUAGUCUACCUUUAAAAGUCCACCUCCACAUAUGUGAGGUUGUUAGCUGCAUAAAGACACCUGUCCACCCCAUACAAUCAGAAAGACUCAAACUUGUAACAUGGCCAAGACCAAAGAGCUGUCCAGAGACACCAGGGACAAAAUUGUACAACUCCAUUUGUAUAAAUACAGAAAAGUCAUGGGAGAAAGAGGAUGACCGCAGCCAUGUAUUGUGAGAUUUUUGGGGAACAACCUCUUUCUCUCAGUCAGAGCAUUGAAGAUGUGUCGCGGCUGGGUCUUUCAACAUGACAAUGACCCGAAGCACACAGCCAGGAUAACCAAGAACUGGAUCCGGAAGAAGCAUAUCAAAGUUCUGGCGUGGCCUACCCAGUCUCCAGACCUAAACCCAAUUGAAAAUUUUGGGAGGGAGCUGAAACUCCCUGUUUCUCAGCGACAGCCCAGAAACCUGUCUGAUCUUGAGAAGAUUUGUGUGGAGGAGUGGGACAAAAUCCCUCCUGCAAAGUGCAAACCUGGUGAACAACUACAGGAAACGUUUGACCUGUAAUUGCAAACAAAGGCAACCGGACCAAAUAUUAACAUUGAUUUUCACAGGUGUUCACACACUUAUUUGCAGCAGUAACAUACAAAUAAAUUCC